Trichogramma pretiosum is the source of this 7238-nucleotide messenger RNA. RefSeq lists its product as uncharacterized. NCBI's taxonomy places the organism in Eukaryota, Metazoa, Arthropoda, Insecta, Hymenoptera, Trichogrammatidae. The transcript is spliced from 8 exons. Gene Ontology annotation, molecular function: nicotinamide-nucleotide adenylyltransferase activity; nicotinate-nucleotide adenylyltransferase activity. Gene Ontology annotation, biological process: NAD+ biosynthetic process. The record is from RefSeq and is a predicted model, not a curated record. Bases 275 to 4336 code for a protein of 1353 amino acids.
GCAGCUGACACAAUCCAAACACUGUGUCUGCGAAUAUAACCUGCAAAAUUUUCGCAGAAGGACGAUGGUUCAAGCAAAUGCACGUCGGAAAAAUCAGUUUGAAAUUUAUCGCUCGCACACGUGUCGCCUGUAAUCAUUGUUAUUGAAAAACCGCUGGCUGAAGGAAAAUUACAGGUCGCUUUUGUUUCACACGUGAUCAUUGAUAAUCAUUACGCAACUUUGCGUAGAAAAGUUUAUACUUAUAUAGGUGUAGUAAAAGUCAAAAGCUGCGAGAAUGGAGCAAAAUAACGAAAACACGGAGAAUAUGACAAUAAAUCGGGUGAUACUUUUGUGCUGUGGCAAGUUUAAUCCACCUACGAACAUGCAUUUGCGAAUGUUCGAACGGGCAAGAGAUCAUUUGCACUCAUUGAAGACUUAUUCUGUUGUUGGUGGAAUAAUUGUACCCACUAAUAAUUUAUCCAGUAGUAAUAUUAAUGACUUGGCACAUAAUAAAACAAGAUGUGAUUUAAUGGAACUAGCCGUCAAGUCCCAUGAUUGGGUGCGUUUGAGCAAAUGGCAUAUCAGUCAAAGUAAUUGGAAAACUUUGAAAGACACUGUAUUAUAUCAUCAGAAUAUAUUAGAUUCUUUUAUAAAUAAUGAUAUUGACAAUAAUAUAAAUGAUAAGGACACUGAUUGGAUACCUCCGAGUAUAAAAAAUAAAACAGAUAAUAGGCCGGUUAGAAUAAAGUUACUUGGUAAUUCUGAUCUAUUAGAAAGUUUUUCAGAGCCAGAUUGGCCAGAAGAAAAGGAAGCGAUGAUAAAGAUGAUCAGAUAUGUUUCUGACCACCUUUCAGUACUUGAAGAGUUUGAAUUAGUAAUCGUUGAAAACGUUGGCUGUGAUCUCAGUAAAAUCGUCUAUGAGUCCGAUGUUCUUUACAAAUUUAUGCAUAAAAUUCACUUGGUCACUGAAUGGAUACCGUACGAAGGGAGCUGCGCCCGAGUUAGGCGAGCUUUACAACGCGGAGAGAGCGUCAAGUAUUUCUUGCCGCAACCAGUUGUCAAUAAGAUAGACGAACUGCAAUUUUUCCAAGUCCACAACUGGUCGAGCAAGACUAAAGCGAUCGCGGACCCAUCAGCAAAAAUGGACAAACUCGUCGGCCGGGUAUUGUUGAUGUCAUGCGGAAGUUACAAUCCACCAACUCACAUGCACCUGAGAAUGUUCGAGCGAGCCCGUGACCAUCUGCACAAGCUCGGCACGCACGUAGUCGUCGGCGGCGUGAUAUCGCCCGUGCACGACGACUACGGCAAAAAGGACUUGGCCAAGUCGAAGGACAGAUGCGAGAUGCUGAGAUUGGCCCUGGGCGACAGCGACUGGAUCCGACUGAGCACUUGGGAGACGCAGCAGAAGGGCUGGACGAGGACACGGGCGAGCCUCGAGCACCAUCAGCGCUGUAUCGAUUCCUGGAUCAAUCAGGACGACGCCAAUAAUAGCAACUCACCCGCCCAAAACAAUCAAACGAGCGAACAAGACGACGAUCUCAAAUGGAUACCCGAGAAGGUGAGGAGCAACGAGCCCGACGAGACGCAGGAGGUGCAAAUAAAGCUUCUCUGCGGUGGCGAUCUGCUCGAGAGCUUCAGCAAGCCGGGUCUCUGGGACGAAGCAGAUAUUGCAGAAAUAGUCGGACGCUACGGCCUUAUCGUCAUCACGAGGGAGGGCUCCAACCCCUACAAGUUUAUCUACGAUUCCGAUGUACUUUCUAAGCAUUUGCACAACAUACAGAUAGUUACCGAGUGGAUCCCCAACGAGGUAAGUUCGACGAGGAUAAGGCGAGCCUUGAAGCGGGGCGAGAGCGUCAAAUACCUGCUGCAAGACCCGGUGAUCGACUACAUCUAUAGGGAGAGCCUUUACGACGCUCACAAGCCCUCCACCAUUAAGUUGGAAUUAUCUUCUAAUUAUUCCUCGACUGACUGUCUUGACGACGCGACGUACGAGCACAACGACGACAUCGACGACGACGACGACGACGACGACAAUGCCUUUCUCGCGACGCCGUCGCCGAGCGACGUGACGAUGCAGGAGCAAACGAGUUCCACUCGUGCGAUAGCGACAGCAGCGACGACAGAUUGCACGGAAAAGAAUCUUCCAAGCAACAACAGCAAAUCGCUGUCGACCACGGACGCCGACACCGAAUUAGCGCGCGAGAAAUUUUUCCGCAGCCUCGUCAACGACUCGCUGAACUUCGUCGAGUCGUCGACGGCCUCGUCGCUGCUGCUGCUGCAACAGACGAGCCGGGACGCGCUGAGCCUGCUCGACACCACGUUCAAUAGCCAAUUGGAGCUGCCGAGCAGCGCCAGGGCGCGCAACGAGCUGCUGGCAUUCGAGGACACGACCAUGACGACGACGACGACCGAGAGCGAGCUCGCCACCCUCUGCGGCGACAACACCUACAGCGACGAUCGUGACGACGUCGACGACGACGACGACGACGACGCUCUCUCCAUCACGUACGAAGAGAGCUCGGACGACAUCAACGAGCUCUCCGUGAAAACGAGCAAAGACAGAGAUAACGUUCUCCCGGAGGAACUGGCUGCUGCUGCUGCUGCUGCUGCUGCUAGUAGUAGUAGUAGUGGUACUGGUAGUAAUAUCAAAGGCGGCGGCGACGACACGAAUGUCAAUAGCUCGGCACUGCCACCGCAGCCUGCGCCGUCGAGCUUUGAGCCAUUAGACGACUCCAACGAGCAGACCGCCAAGUUUGAAACAAAUUUAGAGAUCGAUGGCAAGUAUCUCAAGUCGCUGGUCAGCACGAAAAAGUCCGCCAAAAAGAUAGACGACGAGGAAUCGCCCAAGUCCGACGGCAAAGAGAUAAAAGGGAAUGAGCCACAGCCACAGCAGCAGCCACAGCAGCCCGUGGACGAGUCGAAAAAGUGGAGCGAAAAGUUGUUCGACGAAGAUUUGAGCUACAUCAAGAGACUCAGACUGAUUAUCAACAAGCCCAUAGAUGCCCAGGUGGUGCAGCAGCGUCAAUUGCAGGGCAGUCUCGACUCGAUAAAUCUGAAAAACGAAAAUACCUUGGUAAUGAGACGCGCCACGAUCGAGUCGAUGUCGAAAAAGUCCAAGAGCUUCGAGUCCAUCAAGCGCAAUCCUCAGCCCCUUCCGAUCGACGAGAACGACGACGACACGGUGACCGUCGCCCCCGUUGCGACGGGAAGAUUCAAAUCCGACAGCACUUCUCAACUGAUAACGCUGCCCGAUCUAGAUACUCAGACCGAGGAUUACUGCAUGUGCUGCUUGGCGGCGGACGAGCUGCAGCAGCAGCAACAGCUGCAGGCCUCGAGCACCGAGCUUUUUUAUACGAUGCGCUCGAACCUGAGCUCGCCCGACUCCACCGAGUGCGACAUCUGCAGCUCGUGCAACUUGCGCGACUCCACCGAGGCAUUGAACAACAAGUCCUCGGACUUGCAGGCCGUCGCCCAGAGCCUCCACGAGAACACCGAGCUGUGCGAGAUCUGCGGCGAGCCGGCCACGAGCGCCGAGGAGAUACUCACGGACGAGCAGCCCGCGUCGCUCGGUUACUUGGCCGUCGAUCGACACGCGGCGCCUCUGGGCCUGCCCAAGGCCAAAUCGGUCAUGGAGAUCAGUCGGGGCUUCUACAGGAUGUCGACCUUCGACGAGGAUCGCUACGGCGUCGACGUCGAUAACGUCGGCGGCCUCGGGGACUGCAAGCUCAGAGCUUCGCUGGACGUCUGCAACAAGCCGGAGCCGCUCUACGUCAACGUCAUUCCGAGGCACCAGCUGAUAGAGCACCACAGGUCUUCGAGACUGAGAGCCGAGCAGCCGAAUCACGAGCAGUCUGCUUUCCGAUGCGUGCCGAGGGACGAACAGCAACAGCAGCAGUCCAUGUCUCGCAGUCUCAGCAUAGGCGGGCAUCGUCGACUGAGCCGUCGUGGCUCCUAUCCCAAGAAAAACAACGUCGUCGACCGACAGCAGGAGAAGCGCCGAUUCUCCUCGGUCGACAAUCUCCAGAAUCGCACGUCGUUCCGCACCAGCGGCGAAAAAUUCUCGCGCUCGCGCGACAACAGAUUCAUGACGUCGGCCGACAGCAUCAAGCCGAGAACGUCGCGCAGCCGAUCGCUGCGCAGGUCGGCCGACAACGUCGGAAGGUUCUGCUCGUCGGGCGACAAUCUCGACUCGCUGGAGGAAACGGCGGACACGGACGAAAACGGAGCUACGACGACGACGACCACGACGGACGGCGAGAAAUGCACGAGGCUGAAAAUACGCGACAGUGACAUGAUCAAAAUGAUACUGACGAAGCACGGUAUUAAGAUAAUAAGCCAGAAGGAGACGGUUUUAUAGGGCGAGGAUAUGGGCAAUUCCGGUGACGAGAUUAUUUUGUAGUGCUCUCUAGUUACUUUUUUAAUUGACGUUAUUUUGUAAAAUUACCGCUUUUACCUAGCUGACUUUAUUCAUAUCAAAGGAUUGAAUUGUUGAUUAUAUUCAAGAUCUCCAAAUGCAUAUCUCAAGCCACUGCUGAAACGACAUUUGCUAUUUUACGGUCCAGUGAUCAUAGAUACAAUUUUUAUCUUCCCACAAACAAAGUACUUCCAAGCAAGAGUUGCCAAAUACUUGAUUAAAUUAAGCCAAAAUGAACAACUUUGUCUUUCCCCAAACUUUUUGAGAAUUUACAUUUUUAUAAAUAUUAUAUCUACCUUAAUAUCGCAUUGAUUUAAACUUUAAACUCAUAGCUUCAAAGUCGGUAAUUUUACAAGAUGCGCAUGAAUGAAUUUUGAAAUUGCCCAUGUCAAAUUUCAUUUGCUUCCGAUAAUAUAGGAAUUUAAAAUUAAAAAUCUAUUUUUAACUUAGAUAAAGAGAAUAAAUAUUGAUGAAGCAUGUGUACAAAGAAUAUAAAUUGAUAUGAACAUAGUAUAUAUAAUACUGAUUUAUGCAUUAGCAAAUAGAUGUUGAUAGUUUGACAGGUUUUAAUGCAAAAAACUAGAUUAUACGUAAGUACAAACAUUUUAAUUUACUGUCAGAUCCGACUCAAUGCUUGCAGUUUUUAACUUGAAAACAAUUUUUACGCUUACGAGAAAAAAAAGUUAACUAUGAAAAAAGGAAAACGAGUUUAUAUAACGCAUUGAUACGAUGAAAAAAAUUUUAAAGAUGUUACGUAACUUUUGUAAUUUUAAUGAAAUCAUAGAGUAUCCUAUGAGUUUGCAGCUGGCUGUUCUUACAUUUAGAGCUGUGAAGUAUGAUAAAAUAGAUGUAAAAAAUAAAAUUAAACGCAUAAAUUUUAUUGAGCCAAGAAUCGGGUGCGCGGAGAAUAUUCACAAUUUGCCAAACAUGUGCCAAGCAUCAGUCUUGUGUGCAAGAUGCAAACGUUUUCCAAGAUUAAAAUAUAUAGAAAUAUAUAUACUGAACGUAUGGAAUACUAAAACUUUUAGUGUUACAUGACAAUCCUGAAAAAAAGUGUCAAUAUUUGAUUCUUAGACGCGGUUAGAGGCAUGUAUAAAUAUUGCAUAUGCGACAUGUGUAGUAACUUUCAUGGGUUGGUAUACAUUUCACGUUCGCGAACAAAGCAUUAUUAAUAAAUGUAUAUGAAGCAUGAAUGUAUAUUUGUGCAGGAUACGUAAUUGCAGGAAAUUUACUUGGCGAAAAAAAUGUACCCUGAAAAAUUUUUUCCAGUAGAUGUCAUGUUACAAACUCAAUUAACUUUCAAAAUUUGCACAAGCAUUCGUAUAGUUUUUAACUCAAUUUGACGCAAUAAAUUGAAAAGUAAAAUUGAAAAUAGGCCUCGGAAUUUCCCUUUACAUUUAAAAAUUUAGAUGUAUAAAAAAUAAAUGAACUAUUGAGUGUGUAAACUAUAUCAAGAAAGAUUUAAAUGUUAGUUUUAAAAAAAAUGGAACUACGUUGUUACAAAGUUUACUAUUGUUCAUUAGAAUCCAUUAUCAAGUAGAAAAGACGAGACAGAAAACUAAAAGUCAAUUUCGCCUUUUUCGUAUUAACAAAAACAUUGUGGCUAUGACCGAUGGCUUUUUUACGAUAAGUGAUGCUACUGAGAUUCCAUCGGAAAAAUGGUGAAAAUUGACUUCAGCUGACAGAACGACGCACCAUUAUUCCUUCCUUCUUUGCACACUUUUCAAUGCCCUUUGCAUCUAUCUGUUCGACCUGUAAAUGUGUUGUUUUCAUAAUAUAAUUUUCGAAAUAUUUACGAAUAUACCAAAUCCAAAGCUAAAAUAAGCGAAACGUCGAAAAAGAUAAAAUUUCAAAUACGAACUCUGCAUGAUUGUUCGUUUAUAGUUAAUUAAUCAAUUAUUUCCUUUUAUCGUUCAUAACCGGAAUGAUUGUUUGAAUUUUUGUUCUCGCAUAAAAAUAUCUCCGAAGGGUAUACUGAAAAUUCUGCAAUCAAUUACUAUCAGGCUGCGGCCCGGUAUUUUCUCGACCGACGAAAUUUCUGCCCGAGCACGAAGACUGUACAAUAUGUUCGAAGCCAAUGCUCCAUACUGUUUUUGUAUCAUGUGCAGGCGUAUCACGUGUAUCAAACGGUCAACGAAACAAAAAACCAUUCCUCGUUCCGCUGUAAUGUUUGUGUACAUGUGUACACUUACACGCUUCACUCGAGCAUUUUCAACGAUACGCUAAAUAAUAUCAAUUUCAAGUCCACAACUUAUCCAAUUUCAGUAUACCCUUUGUAUAGCUAUAUAUAAAUUGAAAAAAAACCUGCUACGAUUUAUUUGCACAGCAGCUGACGAAUUUUCGACGCUUUUCGCGUCGUGCGAAUUUUUCUUCUUCUUUUUUUAGGACGUCGAGGUCACGUGCCGACUUCCGUUCGACAAUUGGUCGACAGGAUCAUUGGGGAGGUAGCACGAACGCCAGUUAUCAGUCUCGCGCCUAAAAAGCCUGAGGUCAAGAAAAAAGAGGAAAUCCGCUCUUACGAGAAGAGAAAGAUUAAAAUUUUACACGAUAAUGACGUCUUAGAAUUUGCCUUUAAGAUACGAAUUUGAAAAUAAAUUUUCAAACGAAAUUUGUAGAUAAUUAGGGUCAUCAUUUCACUAGAACAUUGUUUGCGUAUUUCCCAUGUUUCGUCUUGAAAAAAAAGUAUACCCUCGUCAUCGUGCAUGAGAUCAAAUUAACAUAUGUCACGUGUUGUAAAUGUUUGUAACAUAAUAUUAUAACAGGGCGUACAUGACGUAAAUAAUGAAUGCCAGAAUUUCAAAAGAAUGAUGUGAAUGAAUUAUGUAAACAAGAUGAAAAAAAAUCA